AUGAGCAGUUCCUGUGUGACAUUGGCCGAGGUCCUGUGGGCAAAAGGAAGCUCUCUGGAGGAAGAAGAAAUAUGGGCACUCCUGCACCUGUCCACAAGGCAGCUUCUGGAGGAUCUCCACAGAGGAAGAGUUCCAGAGACACACAGAUCAUGUGACACCACACUUAGUGGAUCAAGGACAGAAAGCAGCUACAAGCUCUUCAUAAACAGGUCGGUGAGUGCUGUAGAAGAAAUCCCGGCUGGAACUCAGAGGAACGGCCGACAGAACCUGCUGAGCUUGGGCUCCACCUUCUCCGUGUCCACAAAGGACUACUCAGCAGCUGCUGCGUCACAGAAAUGCUUCUUCCACAGGAAGGAAAAGUUUUCAGGUCCAGAAUUUGUUAUUUUGUCUAGUGAGCCACCAGUGACCUUACAGCUGCCUGGAUCAAUUGUGACUAAAAAAGGGAAAUCCUAUUUGUCCCAAAGGGAUCUCAAUGUGAUUCUACUCAAUGGGCAGUGCCUUGAGGUGCAAUGUGACAUCAAGACCAAGGCAAGAGAUGUUUUCAACACUGUGGUGGCAUAUGCAAACUUGGUGGAACAUUUCUACUUUGGCUUGGCUUACCUGAAAGGUAAAGAAUUCUUCUUUUUGGAUGAGGACACCAAACUCUACAAAGUGGCCCCAGAUGGCUGGAAUGACCAACCCAAGAAGAAAAUGUCCAUCAUUAAUUUCACUCUCUUUAUAAGGAUAAAAUUCUUUGUCAACCACUUUAAUGUUAUUCAGCAUGGCUUGACAAGGCAUCAGUUUUACCUGCAGCUUCGUAAAGAUAUUUUGGAGGAGCGAUUAUAUUGCAGUGAUGAGACUGCCCUGAAACUCGGCGCUUUGGCUUUACAGGCAGAGCUUGGCAAUUAUGCUUCUGAGAUGCAUGGGAAGAGCUAUUUUCGUGUUGAAGACUACGUCCCAGCCAGUCGAAUAGAGAAAAUGACCCUGGCAUACGUACAGCGAGAGCUUGCUAAAUUACAUCGCAUGAAUCGCUCCCUAUUUGAGGAUGAAGCUGAACUGGAGUUUUUAAAGGUGACUCAGCAGCUUCCUGAAUAUGGAGUGUUAUUCUAUCGUGUGUCCCAAGAGAAGAAAGGGACAGAAGGGGACAUCAUCCUGGGAAUCUGUGCCAAAGGCAUCAUCGUCUAUGAGAACAAAAAUCACACAAGAAUUGCCAGUUUAAGAUUUCAGUGGCGUGAAACAGAGAGAAUUUCAGCUCAUAGAAAAAAAUUCAUGAUUGAGAGCAGUUUCAGUGGUAAGAAACACACCUUCAUUACUGAUACAGCAAAGACAUGUAAAUACCUACUGGACCUCUGCUCUGCCCAGCACAAAUUCAAUGCACAGAUGAAUUCUAGGCAACUUCGUCAAACCUCAUCAGAGGACAGUAAAUUUGUAGAAAUAGACAAAUCGAAUUCUGCAUAUGCAGCUCAGCGUGAACACCUUGCCCUUAUUCAGAGACUGUCUCGCUCAGAGAAUGUGCUCUAUGGAGCAAACCUGGAAAACCUUUCUGCUGGGAUGAUGAGCAAAUCUUGUGAUAACCUCAGUGUGGAAACCAACAAUAGGACUAGACACAAAAGCAAUCUUGGCGGGUCUCUAUCAGGGCUAUCCCAGUCAGAAAUGCACAUUAAUUUGAAUGGAAAGCAAAGGAGUUAUGAUUUUCUCUCUAUCCAUUCAACUCAGAACACCAUCAGUGCACCUGGAUCACCAGCCACCCAAAAGGAAGUUUUGCUAAGUGGUCUAGAAAGAGAAAUCAUAUGUGUCAGCCUAAAACGUGACCCUAAGAAUGGAUUUGGUUUUGUAAUUAUUGGAGGAGAAAAUGUAGGAAAAUUAGACCUCGGUAUCUUUAUCGCUUCAAUUAUCCCUGGGGGACCUGCAGACAGAGCUGGAAAUAUCAAACCAGGAGGACGACUCAUCUCUGUGAAUAAUAUCAGUCUGGAGGGUGUUUCAUUUAAUACUGCAGUUAAAAUCAUACAGAACUCUCCUGAUGAAGUGGAGCUCAUCAUCUCUCAACCCAAAGACAUGUAUGAAGAAGGAUUAAAUGAAGAAAAGAAUCUAUCAAGAGGAAACAGCACUAGUGGAUCUGAGAUCUCUUGUGUAGACAGUGGGAGAAAAAAGAUUCAGGAUUGUCAUACAGCUCUCCCCAAAGAACAGGACACAAAUACAGAACUUGAGAAGACUCUCCCUUGGAAUUUAGCAUCAAAAUUGGGCCCUAGGAUUCCAGUGCCUUCGGCUAAUAGCCUGGAUAUAGAGGCAGCUGAUUCUUCCCACUUACCAUCUCCAUCAGAAACCAACUCAAAGGAAGUCUACACGGUGGAGCUUCUUAAAGAAGAUGGGACUUUUGGAAUCAGUGUGACUGGUGGAAUUAACACCAGUGUGCGUCAUGGUGGGAUAUAUGUGAAGUCAAUUAUUCCCAGGGGACCAGCAGAUAAAGAUGGACAAAUAAAGAUAGGUGAUCGUCUGCUGGAAGUAGAUGGCAUCAGCCUCUGUGGCAUCACCCACAAACAGGCUGUGGAACACCUGAAGAAAUCUGGCCAGGAUGUCCUGCACUUGUUAAGAGGAGCUCCUCGAGAAGUUACACUGCUACUUUGCAGACCACCAAAAGGUGUUCUUCCAGAAAUAGAGCCGAUUGCCCUGACUCCAGCACCAUCUCCAAUUAAGGACUUUGUGGCAGAAAUGCCAGGCAGCACAGGGGCAGGAAACAGCAUGGAUCAAUCUACCAGUGAUGGAGGUAGCACCUCUCCAGACCUCGAAGACUGCUUUGAUUCUCCAGUGGGAGAAGAUUUCAGUGAGCCUCCUGAGGAUGACAGCUCAGCUUACGAAGAGCAGGAAGCUGAGUUUCAAGAGAAACCCAUACAGAAACUCCCAACUUCCAGAGAAAGUUUCUAUAAGCAUCUUUGGAAGAUUCAUCAAGAAGCUUCCAGUUCUGAAGUCUUCCACUCUCUAGAGGAGGAAGUGAAGCAGAACUGCUACUCACCAUGUGAGUUUGGGCAGGCCAAAAGCCACGUAUUUAAUAAGAGUCAUGAUGACCUAUUGAACACAAAAUGUAUGCCUGAAACUCUCUCUCUAACCCCUAUUGAUGAAGAGUAUCUCACUGUCAGCUCAAUGUCUGUGACCUCCCUUCCACGAGGGGGAAGCUCCAAGACAGUCUCUGCGACCCCACAGCCACGUGUUUGUGGUCCCUCAUCACCAUCCCUGCCUGCCAGAGAGACACAUGACAGUGACAAUGAAUGGGAAGACUUGGAGGAACCAGAGGAAGAGAAGGAAGAAAAUGAAGAGUGCAUUCAGGAAAUGGAGAUCUUUGUGACUUUGACAAAGUCAGAGAACAAUGGUUAUGGAUUCUCUGUAGUUCUUAACAAAAUCGACACUUGCCUGUAUGUUGAUGAAAUCUUGAAUGAUCCUGCCCUUUCUGAUGGAAGAUUGAGAAGGGGAGACAGAAUCAUUAUGGUGAAUGGAAUUGAUGUCACAUCUUUGCCAUGCAAUGAAGUCCUGACUUUACUGCAAAGCUCUCCUCCAGAUCUGCACCUUGUGGUUGGCCGUGCCGACAGUGACCCACGUCCCUCAGUUAGGCCAGAGGACAUUCCUGAAAUUACUCUCACAAAGGGUGCUGAUGGACAGCUAGGCUUGAAGCUGACAGGAGGAGCUGGAAGCACAUUACAAGGUAUUUAUGUGCUAGACAUAGUGCCUGGCUCUCCUGCCAGUGUGGAAGGCAGUUUGCAGCCACGAGAUCAGAUUGUUUACAUCUGUGGACUGUGCACUGAGGGCAUUAGCCUGGAUGAUGCAGUGAGAGUGUGUGAAGCUGCCACCCAGAAUGUUCAAAUCAAAGCCACAAGAAAUGGCAAUCCAGUGGUUCCUAUAGAGCAGGAAAAUAGGCCACCAGCUGAAACAGAGAAAGCCAAUAUUUCUUUGUCAAAUGAAAACCUGAACUCCCAGGAACAGCAUCUGCUGCAUCAACAUGAGAAGCAUUUGGAGGAAACAAACUGUGAUGAUCAGCAGAACACUCCCGAUUCUCCAGAAUGUAAAGACUUCAUUAUUAAGAUUGAGCUGGAAAAAGCAGAAAAUGGAAGCCUGGGAUUUGCACUGGUAGGUGGAAAAAAUGGCAGGGCUAUCCUAAUAAAAGCCAUCAGCCCGGACAGCAGUGCAGACCUGGAUGGGAGACUUCAAGUUGGUGACAUCUUACUGAAGGUGAAUGAGACCUUUGUGUCUGGUCUGCCACGCCAAACAGUCACAGAUCUGCUGCGCAAGGCGCAAGGCACCGUUCAACUCACUGUCUGCCGAAGCCUGGCUUUGCACUGGGCCUAUUCAGGCAACCAGAGCAACAGAGCUCCCACUCCAAACACAAAGGCAGAGCCUGCAAGUGGUGGGGAAAGCCUGCAAGCUCAGCCUGUUUUCAGUUUCAAGCAAGAAGGCUCCAACCAAAUGUGCAACAAGGAUGCAGAAAGAACAGACAAAUCUCCUCUGCAAGGUCAGCUGGCUGGACAAGACUAUAAGGACCUCGUCAGUAGCGUUUCAGACAAAACCUUUGCUUCUGGAGAUGAACUGACUCAGUUAAUUAACUUGAAACCAUCACAGAGUGGAGUAGAUCCAAGGACUGGCAUAACAGGUCUUAUUCAAGGACUUCAGCUGCAGAUUGAGAAUCAAGAGGUGCUAAAGGAGUUUAUGGCUUUAGAACAUGUGAAGCCAAUAGAUGACUGCAGAACUGGCAAAGCACCAGAAAACCAGAAUAAAAACAGAUACCGAGAUAUCCUUCCAUAUGAUAAGACACGAGUUCCUCUGGGAGAAAAGAAUGGCUACAUUAAUGCAAGUUACAUUAGAAUGAAUGUUGGAGAAGAGGAACACUUUUAUAUUAUAACGCAAGGGCCUCUUCCAUCCACUAUGGCUGAUUUCUGGCAAAUGGUCUGGGAGAGUGAAUCAGAUGUGAUUGCCAUGAUGACAAAAGAAGUGGAGCUAGGGCAAGUCAAAUGCCAUCGAUACUGGCCUGAAUCUCCCUAUAACUCUAAAGAACUGGCUAAUUUCUAUCUCAGGCUACACAAUUACCAGCCUCUGGAAUACUUCAUAAUUAGAAAAAUAGAAAUUAUCAGCAAGCAGUUCAACAUCAAGCAGAUAGUGAGAGAUUUGCGAGAUCAGCGUUUUGGCAUGAUCCAAACUAAGGAUGAGUAUUUAUUCUGUUACGAAGUUGUGCUGGAAGUCCUUCAGAUCCUGCGAGCCAUGGAUUCCUACUAAGUAUGAUUCCUACAGUACGACUCUUCCUGUUGCUAUUCCACUGGACUCCAGGGACUGCUCUGCAACUACUUGAAAGAGAU
This is a messenger RNA of Melozone crissalis (California towhee), 5315 nucleotides long. It is a transcript of the gene FRMPD2, whose product is annotated as FERM and PDZ domain containing 2. The record is from RefSeq and is a predicted model, not a curated record. Lineage: Eukaryota; Metazoa; Chordata; Aves; Passeriformes; Passerellidae. Gene Ontology annotation, molecular function: protein binding; protein tyrosine phosphatase activity. Gene Ontology annotation, biological process: protein dephosphorylation. The transcript is spliced from 37 exons. Bases 1 to 5235 code for a protein of 1744 amino acids. Gene Ontology annotation, cellular component: cytoskeleton.